GGAGAAGGUGUCAGUCUGAUACAUAACGUCGCACUCGACAUGUUCACCGACCCUAGGCUUCCGGAUCCUCCUUUCAAGAGGUAGUCGUUCAACUGCGACCUCGAACCCAUCACAUAAGCAUCUCGAGUCAUCUCAGACACGAAUCGGGACAUAAUUUCGAUUGGAAGCUCAUGGCUGAGAAUAAGACUGCGGACUUCGCCAUGUCAGAGAAGAUGGCCGACCUUGAGAAAGCCGAUGUAUCGACGCAUCGGUCACCAUCCACCGUCGAACUCGGCAUCAGCCAGUCAGUAAAUGGUCUCCAGCGCUUCUGCAACAAGCUAGAUGCCGUGUGUGGUGUCGAGGCAAGAGGAAUCGAGAGGAUUCCAGAGGAGUUGCGUGAAAGAGACAUGGCAUUGAAAGACUAUAUCCACAUGUACACGAUCUGGUUCUCGAUGAAUUGCACAGCCAACCAACUGACUCUGGGCGUGCUUGGUCCCGUCACCUAUGGCCUGGGCUUGACAGACUCGAUCCUUAUUUGCAUGUUUGGAACGAUCUUUGGCUCAGUCUGCACCGGCUACAUAUCCACGUUCGGUCCUCGGUCAGGUCUCCGUACACUCAACGUUGCCAAGUACACAAUGGGCUGGUGGCCAGCAAAGCUUUGCGUCAUUCUCAACUUAGCUAUAGAGAUUGGCUAUGGACUCAUUGACUGUCUGGUCGGUGGCUUACUAUUGUCCGCUGUCAACGGCGGCGGUAUGUCCGUCAUUGUUGGCAUUAUCAUCGUCGCACUCAUCACAUGGGUUGUGGUCACUUUCGGUAUCAAAUGGUUCUACAAGUUCGAGCAGUUUGUCUGGGCGCCCACCGUCCUGGUCCUUUUCGUGCUGAUCGGUGUCGCUGGCCCGCACUUCGACACCCACACAGUCUCCCGAGGUACUGGCGCAGCCCUCCACGGCAAUCGCCUCUCCUACUUCUUCCUUGUCGCAUCCGGGCCGCUCAGCUGGUCCUCCGCGUCCGCCGAUUACGUCGUUUACUACCCAAAGACCACAAACCGAUGGGGAACUUUCGCAGCAACAACAUGUGGUAUCACCACCGGCAAGCUGCUCAUUGAAUUUCUAGGUAUCGGCCUCGGCUCUGGUUUACUCCUCAACCCCACUUGGGAGCAGGCGUUCGACAACCACGGCAUUGGUGCUUUGGUCGUCGAGGCCUUCGGCCCACUCAACACCUUCGGCAAGUUCUGCUGUGUCAUCCUCGCUGUAUGCAUCGCCGCAAACAAUAUCCCCGGAACCUACGCCGCUGCCCUCAACUGGCAACAACUCGGUGGUCCAUGGGCGAAGAUCCCACGCCCGAUCUGGAGCACAUUUACUUGCAUCGUCUUCACCAUCGUCGCAAUUGCUGGGCGUGACUCGCUGUUCAGUAUUUUCAUCAACUGGCUGAGUCUGAUCGGUUACUGGACGAUUAUCUGGAUCACGAUGACUUUCCAGGAUGAGUUCAUUUUCCGGAAAGGCAACUUUGACUGGGAGAUCUGGAACCGCAAGGAUCUGCUCCCGCACGGCUUUGCUGCGUUGUUGGCUUUCAUCGUUGGCUGGGUCGGUGCAGUGCUGUGUAUGUAUCAGACGUACUUCACGGGACCGAUUGCGGCGCUCGUUGGCAAUGGUGCGGAUCUGGGGUUACCAGUGGCUUUCGGUUUGACGAUGAUUGUGUAUCCGCCUGCCAGGUGGCUGGAGCUGAAGUAUGUUGGACGCUAGAUUCAGAUGAUUUUGUCACGGUCCGUUAAACGUAUAUGCUUUUCUGCCAUGCGACUAUCUAGCUGCAAC
Didymella exigua CBS 183.55 is the source of this 1790-nucleotide messenger RNA. RefSeq lists its product as uncharacterized. Gene Ontology annotation, biological process: transmembrane transport. Gene Ontology annotation, cellular component: plasma membrane; fungal-type vacuole membrane. The transcript is spliced from 3 exons. The record is from RefSeq and is a predicted model, not a curated record. Gene Ontology annotation, molecular function: transmembrane transporter activity. Lineage: Eukaryota; Fungi; Ascomycota; Dothideomycetes; Pleosporales; Didymellaceae. Bases 171 to 1721 code for a protein of 516 amino acids.